Messenger RNA from Peromyscus maniculatus bairdii (prairie deer mouse), 2102 nucleotides. The record is from RefSeq and is a predicted model, not a curated record. NCBI's taxonomy places the organism in Eukaryota, Metazoa, Chordata, Mammalia, Rodentia, Cricetidae.
UUGAACCGCAGGCCAAGAUGCUUUACUGACUCCACUGUAAGGUUGUCCACAGGGAAAGUGGUCAGGAAGAGCGGAAUGCCCUUCAGCGACAUCCUCGAUUGUUAUCAUUUUUAGUCUCUGCAACACGGCUACGGAAAGUACAAUAAAAAUGCAAAAUUCCCCAGCACGAGUUUGGAAGUGAAAAAAAAAAAAAAGGGAACAUAAAAGGAAACACUCAACCUCCUCAAGAAACGCACAGCUCACUGCCCCGCCUUGGUGUUUAUAUUUUUCUCCUUGGCCCCGCCCCCGGGCCACGAGAGCGGCCAGGCCACGCCCCCACGCCGAAGUUCCAGGGCCGGACUCGCCGAAAUCUUCAGCCUGCCUGCAGGGAUUCCCUCACCAGCCAAUCGCGUCUGAGCCACGGGGCCGCCAGGAACAAAGAUGGCCGGGGCGGCUUCGGCGAGGGCAGCCUGAUCCGAACGCCAGGCACCCGGCGGGACGGCAAAGGCAGAGUGGCAGCCGCGCGGUCGGGAGCAUGGAGGAGGGCAGCAGCGGCGGCGGCAGCAGCGGUGGCAGCGACAGCAACACCAGCGGGAGUGGCGGGGCGCACCAGAGAGAGCUGGAACGCAUGGCUGAAGUCCUGGUGACCGGGGAGCAGCUCCGGCUGAGGCUCCAUGAAGAAAAGGUUAUUAAAGAUAGACGGCAUCAUCUCAAAACCUACCCGAACUGCUUUGUCGCGAAAGAACUCAUUGACUGGUUGAUUGAACACAAGGAGGCCUCUGACCGAGAGACGGCAAUAAAACUCAUGCAGAAACUAGCCGACCGGGGCAUCAUUCAUCACGUGUGUGAUGAGCACAAGGAAUUCAAGGAUGUAAAACUCUUCUACCGCUUCAGAAAGGAUGACGGUACCUUCCCGCUGGACAACGAAGUGAAGGCCUUCAUGAGAGGACAGAGGCUGUAUGAAAAACUGAUGAGUCCGGAAACCACACUCCUCCAGCCCAGGGAAGAGGAAGGGGUGAAGUAUGAGAGAACUUUCAUGGCUUCUGAAUUCCUAGACUGGUUGGUUCAGGAAGGAGAGGCCACAACCAGGAAAGAGGGAGAGCAGCUGUGCCACCGGCUUAUGGAACAUGGCAUCAUACAGCAUGUCUCCAACAAGCACCCAUUUGUGGACAGCAAUCUCCUCUACCAAUUCAGAAUGAACUUCCGCCGGAGGCGAAGACUGAUGGAACUGCUCAAUGAAAAGUCCCCGUCCUCCCAGGAGACACAUGACAGUCCCUUCUGCCUGAGGAAGCAGAGCCAUGACAAUCGGAAAUCUACCAGCUUUAUGUCAGUCAGCCCCAGCAAAGAGAUCAAGAUCGUGUCUGCCGUGCGGAGGAGCAGCAUGAGCAGCUGCGGCAGCAGCGGUUACUUCAGCAGCAGCCCAACGCUCAGCAGCAGCCCCCCUGUGCUCUGCAACCCCAAGUCCGUGCUGAAGAGACCCGUCACUUCUGAGGAACUCUUGACUCCUGGAGCUCCGUAUGCAAGGAAGACAUUCACGAUUGUCGGCGAUGCGGUUGGCUGGGGCUUUGUGGUGCGAGGAAGUAAACCAUGCCACAUCCAGGCUGUGGACCCCAGUGGACCUGCAGCAGCAGCAGGGAUGAAGUCAAUAACUACUGAUUGAUGCCAUGUGCUAAUUGUCACAGUGGGCCAUCAUGGAUUUACAGCUGAGCAAAGAAAAAGACUUUAAGUUAUACUGGACUGAAUAUAUAAUUAAAUAUACAUAUAAUUAGUUGCAUAUAUGUAUAUCUGAUAUGUUAACUGUGAAGGAGAAGAAAGUGCUCGUACUUUUUAACAAGAUGAUGGGGGCUGAAAGGGAGUGCCUCCUUGAGGAGAGAAUUGAGCCCAGGUCUAAAGAAUGAAUAGAAAUCAGAUAAAUGUCUGUGCACUAUGUACAUGGAUUCAGAGGCUGUGUCUCCAGAGCAUAUAUUUUCCUUUUCUCCACUUCUGAGUCAUCAAGGAAGUAAGUUGUUUAUCUUUGCCUCAUAUUCCCAUUGAUGUUGGGUCAAAGCUCAUGGGUCCAGGUGACCAUUGACUGAGCCCUUGGAAUCCAUGAGCAAAAAUAAACCAUCUUCCUUGUACGUUGU